This is a messenger RNA of Cephus cinctus (wheat stem sawfly), 1950 nucleotides long. RefSeq lists its product as uncharacterized. The transcript is spliced from 2 exons. Gene Ontology annotation, molecular function: nucleic acid binding. Bases 849 to 1832 code for a protein of 327 amino acids. The record is from RefSeq and is a predicted model, not a curated record. NCBI's taxonomy places the organism in Eukaryota, Metazoa, Arthropoda, Insecta, Hymenoptera, Cephidae.
UUGUCAUAUUAUAUACAUAUACAUAUAUUUUUUAAGAAGGGUAGUUUUCAGGACUUUUUUUCUUGAGUAUUGGCAGUUAUGAGGACACUUGGUGUUUGUCAGGACGGGCCUGAUAGCAUUUAGAUACGUAAAGUAUACUGUCAGGACCAUGAAGUGGCACUCACACCCAAUUUUCCGAAAAAAUUUUUAUGCUACACACUCGCAGUUGUGAUGGGCUAAGAAAUGAUUUCGUUAAGCUAGGUUAGGUUAGAAUUUUAAUACGACAUGUCUCAACGUUUAGUUUUUUCUUUAGAAAAAAACAUGGGCUUGCCAUUGUGAGUGGCACGUGUCCUCAUAACUACCCUUUGACAAGUUUAUAUACAGGGUGAGGCGUUUAUAGUGACCCAGGCAAUUUUCUCCCAAACGAAGCGAGAUACAAAAAAAUGUUCGAUACAUUAGUUUCAUGGCUUCGAGGGGGACACAAGAUGGCGUCUUUCAAUUUUUUCCUAAAUCAAAGUAUCAAGGUCAUUUAAGGGUCAACUUUGGUUUUUCAAAUGGGAUGGUGUAUUUUUUGUUAUGGAAAUCAAAAGAGCAUUCAAUUCUAGGUCUCAAAACUAAAGGAUCAUGGGAUACUAAUUAAAAUAGAAAAAAAAAUCGGUUUACUUUUUAAUGGCGCAUACGUUGCGGGAGGAAAGUUCUUUCGAUGAAAUUUCACAACAAAUGUUACUGGUUGCCAAUGACAACGGUUGCUAUCAAUAGUCAUUGUUUAUCUUGCAACAAAUUCAAUAAUAAAGCAACACUCUUACGUUGGACGUUGGCAACUUAAGUUCAAUAAUAAAGUGCUGCUGCUGUGAAUAGUGAAAAGAAGAAUGGAUCGAUAUACUAUGGCCGAGAAGGUCGAUAUGAUUUACAUUUACGGUGAAACGCAGAAAAACGCCCGUGCAGCGUGUAACUUAUACGCAGAACGAUACCCCGAGAGAAAUAAUCCAUGCCCUAGAACUUUCGAUCGGAUUGUACAAUUGUUUUCGAAAACGGGAAGUGUCGUGGCUAGAAAAAAAAACCGAAGUAGGACUAUUACUGUAGAAAAUUCUGAAAUUGCUAUUUUAACUGCAGUAGACCACGAUCCGGAAAUAAGUUCGCGGAAAAUUUCAACUUUGCAUCAAGAACUUCAUGGAGAUGAUUUUGAGCAUCGUGUACAGUUUUGUCAAUGGGCACUGCAACAGAUGCAAGACGAGAACUUUUACGUAUUGUAUUCCGACGAGUCAGGGUUCACAAAUCAUGGCCAAGUUAACCGCCACAAUAUGUAUUACUGGGCUACGGAAAAUCCGAGGUGGUUGCGGCAAGUGGAACAUCAACGGCCGUGGACUCUAAAUGUUCGGUGUGGUGUUUACCGAAACCGUAUAGUUGGAUCGUACUUCCUUGAAGAUACACUCACCGGACAGAAGUACAAGGACUUUUUGGAUCGAGUGCUUUCAACAUUGCUCGAAGACAUACCACUUCUGGAACGAUCAAAUAUGUGGUAUCAACAUGAUGGAUGUCCAGCUCACUUUUCGUUUCAAGCUCGUGAAAUAUUGGAUCGAGAUUAUGCCGAUCGCUGGAUAGGACGUCGAGGACCCGUUCAUUGGCCUGCGCGUUCUCCGGACCUGACGUCUCCAGAUUUUUUUUUGUGGGGAUACAUAAAUGAAAAAGUUUACAAGGAAGUACCGACGACAUGCGACAACAUGCGCCAGUGCAUCAUUGAUGCCUCUGCCAAUAUCGAGGAUGACACUCUAUUGUCAGUGCAACGUUCUUACAUUCGACGUUAUCAAAAAUGCAUCGAAGUAAAUAGCCAACAUUUCGAACAUUUGUUGUGAAAUUUUAUCGAAAGAACCCCCCACAACGUAUGCGCCAUUAAAAAGUAAACCGAUUUUCUUUUCUAUUUCAAUUAAUAUCCCAUGAUCCUUUAGUUUUGAGACCAUAGCAUACCAGUAC